This is a messenger RNA of Akanthomyces muscarius, 1992 nucleotides long. RefSeq lists its product as uncharacterized. The transcript has 7 exons. Gene Ontology annotation, cellular component: cytosol. NCBI's taxonomy places the organism in Eukaryota, Fungi, Ascomycota, Sordariomycetes, Hypocreales, Cordycipitaceae. The record is from RefSeq and is a predicted model, not a curated record. Gene Ontology annotation, molecular function: AMP binding; acetyl-CoA synthetase activity. Bases 1 to 1992 code for a protein of 663 amino acids.
AUGGCUGCUGAACAACCAAAGGUCCAGGAGGCCAUUACCGCCCUUAGCCCUCCCCAAAAGAUGCUGGACAAGCACCCUAGCAAGCCCCACCUUGCCCACCACGAAGAGUACCAGCAGCUCUACAAAGAGUCCAUCGCAGAUCCCACCAAGUUUUGGGGCACCAAGGCCCGCGAGCUGCUCUCCUGGACCCGCGACUUCCAGACCGUCUACAGCGGCUCCCUCCAGGGCGGCGACUCCAAGUGGUUCGUCGAGGGUGAACUCAACGCCUCGUACAACUGCGUCGACCGCCACGCCCUCAAAGACCCCAACCGCGUCGCCAUCAUCUACGAGGCCGACGAGGCCGAAGGCGGCCGCAAUGUCACCUACGCGGAGCUCCUCCGCGAUGUCUGCAAGGUCGCCUGGACUCUCAAGAAGAUGGGUGUCAAGAAGGGCGACACCGUUGCCAUUUACCUGCCCAUGAUCCCAGAGGCCAUUGUCGCCAUUCUUGCCUGUGUCCGUAUCGGCGCUGUCCACUCUGUCGUCUUUGCUGGCUUCUCUGCCGACUCUCUGCGCGACCGCGUCCUCGACGCCGACUCUCGCGUCGUCAUCACCUCGGAUGAGGGCAAGCGCGGCGGCAAGCUCAUUGGCACCAAGAAGAUUGUCGACGACGCUCUCAAGCAGUGCCCCAACGUCCGCAACUGCCUCGUCUUCCGCCGCACCGGCACCGAGGUCCCCAUGCAGGAGGGCCGUGACGUCUGGUGGCACGACGAGGUCGAGAAGUGGCCCAACUACAUUGCCCCCGAGCCCAUGAACUCGGAGGACCCCCUCUUCCUUCUCUACACCUCUGGCUCUACCGGCAAGCCCAAGGGCAUCAUGCACACCACCGCCGGUUAUCUCCUCGGCUGUGCCAUCACUGGCAAGUACGUCUUUGACAUUCACGAGGGCGACCGCUACUUUUGCGGUGGCGACGUCGGCUGGAUUACCGGCCACUCCUACGUCGUCUACGCCCCUCUGCUGCUCGGUGUCACCACCGUCGUCUUCGAGGGCACCCCCGCCUACCCCGACUUCUCCCGCUACUGGGACAUCAUCAACAAGCACCAGAUUACCCAGUUCUACGUUGCUCCCACCGCUCUGCGCCUGCUGAAGCGCGCUGGCGACGAGUACGUCACUGGCGAGAUGAAGCACCUCCGUGUCCUGGGUUCCGUCGGUGAGCCCAUCGCUGCCGAAGUCUGGAAGUGGUACUCUGAUAUUGUCGGAAAGAAGGAGUGCCAGAUUGUCGAUACCUACUGGCAAACCGAGACCGGCUCCCACGUCAUCACUCCUCUCGCCGGUGUCACUGCCACCAAGCCUGGCUCAGCCUCUCUGCCCUUCUUCGGUAUUGAGCCCGCCAUCAUCGACCCCGUCUCCGGCGAGGAGAUUCACGGCAACGAUGUCGAGGGCGUCCUGGCCUUUAAGCAGGCAUGGCCCAGCAUGGCCCGCACCGUCUACGGCGCCCACAAGCGCUACAUGGACACAUACUUUAACGUCUACCCCGGCUACUACUUCACUGGUGACGGUGCUGCCCGCGAUUACGAAGGCUUCUACUGGAUCCGCGGCCGCGUCGACGACGUCGUCAACGUGUCCGGCCACCGUCUCUCCACCGCCGAGAUCGAGGCCGCCCUCAUCGAGCACCAUGCUGUUGCCGAGGCCGCCGUCGUCGGCGUCAACGACGAGCUCACGGGCCAGGCCGUCAACGCCUUUGUCGCCGUCAAGGAGGGCAACGAGAUCAACGACGCCCUGCGCAAGGAGUUCAUCAUGCAGGUUCGCAAGAGCAUCGGUCCCUUUGCCGCGCCAAAGGCCGUCUUUGUCAUCACCGACCUGCCCAAGACGCGCUCCGGCAAGAUUAUGCGCCGUAUCCUGAGAAAGAUUCUCGCCGGUGAGGAGGACCAGCUUGGCGACACCAGCACUCUCUCCGACCCGAGCGUUGUCGACCAGAUUAUCGCGACCGUCCACGAGGCCCGCGGCAAGAAAUAA